AUGAAUCAAAAUGGCGAAAUAAAUACAAAAAAUAAUGAAGGAAAGAAUAAAGAACAAAAUAAGGAUGGAGAUAAAAAAAAAGUUAAAAAAUUGAAUUAUGACAAAGAUGAAUUAUUAGAAAAUGACGUAACUAAAGUAGCUGGAGAAUUUGAUGAGGAAAAGGAAGGAAACCAAGAAAUGAAAAGUUUUGAAAAGAUGACUGAGAAAAGCAAAAAGAAGAAAGAUAGUAAGAAAAUGAAGAAUAUGAAAAAGAUGAAGAAAAAAAAAAAAUUAGAAAAAAUGAAAAACUUGAUUAAUAGUACGAAUAAUUCAAAUAAUGAGAAAGAUGAAAAUGAUUUUAUAGAAACAUUUAAGAAAAAAAAUAAAAAAAAUAUAAAGAAGGAUAAAAAAAAAACUAAAGAUACGGAUUAUGAAGAUACAGUUGUUAGCAGUGAAAUUCAUGAUGUAAUUACAGGGGCAGGUGAUAAUAGUAAUAUAUAUAUUAAUGAAGAAAUUGAUGAAAGUGAUGAUGAGUAUAAUAUAAAUACGCUUGGAAAUUUUGAUCUUAAGCAUUAUGAGGACUUUGAUAUCAUUGGUUAUGAUAUUGAAGGAAAGAAAAUCUACAAAAGCGAUGAAAAUUUGAUUGAUGAUUUUCUAAACUCUCAAAGAGAUGAAAAUCAUUGGAGAAAAAUAAAAGAUGUUAAAAAUAAUCGUGUUGUUCAAUUAACAGAUGCAGAUCUUCAAAUAAUUAAGAGUAUAAGGGAAAAUAAAGUUGCAACUAUUUUGAACGAUGCUAAUUAUAUAUAUGAAAAUGAUAAGGAAGAAUAUAAAUUAUAUCCUUCUGGUAUUAUAAAUCAAAAGAAGAAUGAAGAGAAUGGCUCGGUACAUGAAAGAAAGAAAAUAUCAAAAAUAAUGAAUUACUUAAGGAAUAAAGAAAAGUAUCCAGAACGAUAUAAAGAUAAGAAAGAGAAUGAUGAAGAUUAUAUAUAUGAUUUAUGGAAUAAUAGAAUAUAUGAUGAAUUUAAUAAUAUCAAUGAGAUUAGUUUACCACAUAUAUUACCUGGACAUAAAUAUAGUUACAAUCCACCACCUGAAUUAAUGUUAAGUUCAUCUGAAAAAAGAAAACUUUUGAAAAAUAAUAAAGAUGCAUUUAUUCCUCAAAAUUUUAAAAAUAUUAGAAAUAUUGAAUAUUAUAAAAAGACAUAUUUUGAUUUAUAUCAAAGAUGUUUAGAUAUAUAUUUAUGUUCACGAACAUUGAAAAAUGUAUUGCAUAUAAAUAAAGAAGACUUAUUACCAAAAUUACCUUCAAAGAAAUCAUUAAAACCAUAUCCCGAAUGUGCCUUUGUUCAUUAUGUUAGUAAUGUAGAGGAAGAUGAAAAAACAGUAGAUGAUAUUAAUAAGAAGAAGAUGAAUAAAAAUAUAUCUUCUUAUUUAUAUCCUAUAGAUAUAAAUGAAAAUGAUCAUUGUGUUUAUACUAUCUAUCAUAACAAAUUAUACAUUUUUGAUAUUCUUACAUCAUACAAUAUAGCAACUAUAGAUUUAUUGCAUUAUUUUAAAUCAGUUGUACCUUUAAAAACAAAAAAGAAAUCAAUAGAAGAAGAUAUUCAUAACAAUAUCAUAAUCAAAGUGAAUAAGGCUUAUUCAAUUUUAGCUAUAUCCUAUACUAAUGUUGUAUUUAUUUUGCAUUAUGAGUCAUAUGUUCCACCUCUUAAAUCGAAAUGUGAAACAUUUGUAGACAAUAUAUAUGAUACGACGAAUAGCGAUGUAAAGAGGAAAAAACCAAAAAAUGGGGAAGGUAAUAUAAAUAAAGCUAAUAAAUCAAAAAAUGAUGCUCUUGAAGAGGAAAGUAUUUUAGAAGGUGAUAUUAAUGAUAAAGAUGGAAGUUACCAUGGUAAUAAUAAUUCUGAUGAUGAUGGUGAUGACAAUUUUGAUGAUGAUGAUGAAAAUUUUGAUGAUGAUGAUGACUAUUUUGAUGAAGAUGAUUAUGAAAAUUUUGAUGAGGAUGAUGAUAAUUUUCAAAGUGAUGAAUCCUAUGAUGCUGGAACCAAUAAUAAUACCGAAAAUACCAAUAAUGAUGACAUAUCGAAAAAGAAGAAACAGGUACACAUAAAUAGAAAUAUGGUAUAUUAUAAAACGAAAGGAUUACUUAGUGUUUAUCAUAGCAAUUUUAAAAAUUCAGAAGAUUAUUGUUAUUCUAAAGAUAUUAAUGUAAAAUGGAUGCUUCUGAAGUCUAACCAUAAGAAAAUAAAAUAUUGUGUUGCUAUUAAGCAUGAGGGAGAAAUAAAAGACAUUUCAUGGAAUAACAAUGGUAAUUAUUUAUCUGUUACAUGUAUGAGAAAUAUUGGUCAAUAUAAUGACUGUUAUUUACAUCAUAUGAAAACUAUGAAAUCUAUAAAGUUGAUUAAAAAGUAUAAGCACAAAAGGGGAAAUAUUAUUAGUACGAUGUUCUUUCCAAGAAGUCCUUAUUUUAUGGUUGCUUUUGAAAAUAAUAUAACAAUUUAUAAUUUAAAAGCCACUAAUAAGAAAGAACGAAUUUUUAAGAAACUGAGGGGUGUACAGCAUAUAACAAGUAUGGAUGUACAUACAAAUGAAAGUUAUAUUUUAGUUUCAGAUUCUUUAGGAAACGUUUUUAUUUUUGAUUUAGAUUUAUCAUGCAAUCCUUAUAAAAAAUUUCAUUUACAAGAAUGUCCAUUGAAAAAAGUACAAUUUCAUAAAUCUUAUAAUUUAUUUUAUUCCUUAGGUGAUAAUGGAAAAAUAAAUUUAUUCUAUUCUAAGUUCUUUCAAGAUUAUAUAACAAACCCAGUUUUAUUACCCAUCAAAGAAAUAUCGAACGAAUCAAAAAUAGUGGAUAUGGUAUGGUCAGAAAAAAAACCUUGGUUUUUUACAUACACCCAAAAUAAUUUUUCUGUUUUAUAUACGUAG
This is a messenger RNA of Plasmodium falciparum 3D7, 2901 nucleotides long. RefSeq names its product putative ribosome biogenesis protein BOP1 (gene BOP1). Gene Ontology annotation, molecular function: ribonucleoprotein complex binding. NCBI's taxonomy places the organism in Eukaryota, Apicomplexa, Aconoidasida, Haemosporida, Plasmodiidae. Gene Ontology annotation, cellular component: nucleolus; nucleoplasm; preribosome, large subunit precursor. Gene Ontology annotation, biological process: ribosomal large subunit biogenesis; rRNA processing; maturation of 5.8S rRNA from tricistronic rRNA transcript (SSU-rRNA, 5.8S rRNA, LSU-rRNA). The record is from RefSeq and is a predicted model, not a curated record.